This is a messenger RNA of Ananas comosus (pineapple), 1466 nucleotides long. Its product is annotated as glucose-induced degradation protein 8 homolog. Gene Ontology annotation, cellular component: nucleus; cytoplasm. The record is from RefSeq and is a predicted model, not a curated record. NCBI's taxonomy places the organism in Eukaryota, Viridiplantae, Streptophyta, Magnoliopsida, Poales, Bromeliaceae. Gene Ontology annotation, biological process: proteasome-mediated ubiquitin-dependent protein catabolic process. Bases 128 to 856 code for a protein of 242 amino acids. The transcript has 6 exons. Gene Ontology annotation, molecular function: protein binding.
CUUCUUCUUCCUCUUCUUCUUCUUCGAUCCAUCUCUCUCUCUCUCUCUCUCCCUCCCUCCCCCGAUCCUCUGUGGAGAUCUCUUCGUCUCCCCCAUGGACUCGGCGGGGCCGCAGUGAUCCUCUUUGAUGUCCCUCUCCUGGAUCGUUCUAGGGCAACUCGAAUCGAACGAAUCAAUGUCGACGUCGAAGAAGGUGAUCACGAGGGAGGAGUGGGAGAGGAAGCUCCGGGACGUCAAGAUCAAGAAGGAGUUCAUGAACAAGCUCGUCAUGAACUUCCUCGUCACCGAGGGCUACGUCGAGGCGGCCGAGAAGUUCCGCAUCGAAUCCGGCACCGAGCCGGAUAUCGAUCUUGCGACGAUAACGGAUCGGAUGGCGGUGAAGAAGGCGGUGCAGUCGGGAAAUGUUCAGGAUGCGAUCGAGAAAGUCAACGAUUUGAACCCUGAGAUACUGGAUACAAAUCCACAGCUAUAUUUCCAUUUACAGCAGCAGAAACUGAUUGAGUUGAUUCGAUUGGGAAAAGUAGAAGAAGCUCUGGAGUUUGCUCAAGAUGAACUAGCACCAAGGGGCGAGGAAAAUCAAAGCUUUUUAGAGGAGUUGGAGAGGACAGUAGCUCUUUUGGCAUUUGAGGACGUGAAGAACUGUCCAUAUGGAGAACUUUUAGAUGUCUCACAGCGCUUGAAGACUGCAAGCGAGGUGAAUGCUGCAAUACUUACAAGCCAAAGUCAUGAAAAAGAUCCAAAGCUCCCAAGCUUGCUGAAAAUGCUGAUAUGGGCUCAAAACCAGCUGGACGAAAAAGCUAUCUACCCUCGCAUCAACAACUUAUCCACCGCUAUGCUCGAAGAUCCAGCAAUAUGAUCCAAAUCAUUUUAUGAUAAACCUGUUUGGGUAUUACAUUCCUUUGCUGGGAUUCGCACGUCAUAUUUGCAUAUAUUUUCCCAGAAACAGAUUGCUUUUUCCUCCUCUGUAUCCACUGGUACAGGAGUUUAGCUUUCCUGUGUUAGAACAUCACAGCAAUGUACAGGUAAAAUUAUCGAUCUUGUUUCUUUCUUGUACUGUCGGAACUGCUUGGUUCAGCGGAGGUCGUCAAUUCUGAAAAGUUUGGAAUAACCGAGACUGCAUUAUCGAAACCUGCUGAAUAAUUCUUUCUUGAGCAUAAUUCCCACUCUCGCAACUCUCGUGCUGUGGGUGUUGCUCUGGUGAUUGCAUGCUGCUGUAGCCCUAUUCUGCGCUCGAGGAGAACAUGCUGCAGCAGCAGUCGGUCACCGCUUUUAGAAAUAGAAAUCCGCAAAUGUGGACGGACUGUUUUUUAAUUAGGGUAAAUCUACCAUGUGAACAGUGACCAGAUUCAUUGAUCAUAAACCCUAAACCCUAAAUAGCAUUCCAUAAAAUAGAAGAGCCGUCUCUUAUGCAUUUAUGCUGGACAAAAAACUGUUACUUAUAAAACCAGUUGAUGAUGUUAUUUUCC